AAAAGUGAAGCUGGGAGGAGAAGGCGGCGGAAGGUGGGGAUUGAUGCUUCUGUUUUUUGUUGCCGCUGCUGCCCUCGCUCUGGGAGCUGAGCAGGAGGGAAGGCAGUGGAGAGAUGAUUGCAGAGUUGGUGAGCAGCGCUCUGGGGCUCGCCUUGUACCUCAAUACCCUGAGUGCGGAUUUCUGCUACGAUGACAGCCGUGCUAUCAAGACUAAUCAGGACCUUCUCCCAGAAACUCCAUGGAUGCACAUUUUCUACAAUGACUUUUGGGGGACUCUCCUAACCCACAGCGGCAGCCACAAAUCCUACCGACCUUUCUGCACCCUCUCUUUUCGCCUGAACCAUGCCAUUGGAGGGCUGAAUCCCUGGAGCUACCAUCUUGUCAAUGUCCUGUUGCAUGCGGCCGUGACUGGUCUCUUCACGAGCUUCUCCAAGAUGCUCCUGGGAGAUGGAUACUGGACCUUCAUGGCCGGCUUGAUGUUUGCUUCUCACCCGAUUCAUACUGAAGCAGUUGCAGGAAUCGUGGGACGCGCUGAUGUUGGGGCUAGUCUCUUCUUUCUCCUCUCCUUGCUCUGUUACAUUAAACACUGUUCCACAAGAGGCUACUCAGCCAGAACUUGGGGCUGGUUCCUGGGGACUGGACUGUGUGCAGGAUGCAGCAUGUUGUGGAAGGAACAAGGAGUGACUGUUCUUGCAGUUUCAGCCGUUUAUGAUGUCUUUGUCUUUCACAGACUGAAAAUGAAACAGAUCUUACCUACCAUUUACAAAAGGAAGAAUUUGUCACUUUUCCUCAGCAUUAGUUUGUUGACUUUCUGGGGCACCUCUCUUUUGGGUGCCCGCUUAUACUGGAUGGGAAACAAGCCACCGAGUUUUUCCAACUCUGACAACCCAGCCGCUGACUCGGACAGCCUCCUGGCACGAACACUCACCUUCUUCUACUUGCCAACCAAGAAUCUCUGGCUACUGCUGUGCCCAGACACCCUCAGUUUCGACUGGUCAAUGGAUGCAGUGCCUCUGCUCAAAACAGUGUGUGAUUGGAGAAACCUCCACACCGUGGCCUUCUACAUUGGACUCCUCCUGCUGGCCUACUAUGGUCUGAAGAGCCCCAACACAGAAAGAGAAUGCAAUGGGAAGUUUGUCACGAACGGCAAGCAGAAUGCAAACGGCCAUAGCUGCCACUCAGAGGCGGAUUACCAGGACUCUGAGAUUCAACUCAGUUUUGCAUCCAACAUGGAAAACGGCAUUCAAGAUGAGGUCUCACCGAGAACACAGCUUCCUUCCACGGAGAACAUCGUUGUUUUGUCUUUAUCUUUGUUAAUAAUACCCUUUGUUCCUGCCACGAACCUGUUUUUCUAUGUCGGCUUUGUAAUUGCAGAGCGUGUAUUGUAUAUUCCAAGUAUGGGCUUCUGCCUCCUCGUUACUGUGGGUGCCAGGGCCCUUUACGUCAAAGUCCAAAAGCGGUUUCUCAAGAACUUGAUUUUCUAUGCUACAGUUAUGUUAAUUGUCUUCUACGGACUCAAGACUGCAAUCAGGAACGGAGACUGGCAGGAUGAGGAGAUGCUGUAUAGGUCAGGGAUCAAAGUUAACCCAGCCAAAGCAUGGGGUAACCUUGGAAAUGUUCUGAAGAGUCAGAGCAAAAUUUCUGAAGCCGAAAGCGCCUAUAGAAAUGCAUUGUACUACCGUAGCAACAUGGCAGACAUGCUUUAUAAUUUAGGGUUACUGCUACAGGAGAAUAGCAGGUUUGCAGAAGCACUGCAUUAUUAUAAAUUGGCAAUUGGGAGCAGACCUACACUAGCUUCUGCAUAUUUGAACACCGGUAUUAUCCUAAUGAACCAAGGAAAGACAGAAGAAGCCCGACGCACAUUUCUGAAGUGUUCUGAGAUCCCAGAUGAAAAUCUAAAGGACCCUCAUGCGCAUAAGAGCUCUGUUACCAGCUGUCUCUACAACUUGGGAAAACUCUAUCAUGAGCAGGGACACUAUGAGGAUGCCCUUAAUGUAUACAAGGAAGCAAUUCAGAAAAUGCCAAGGCAGUUUGCCCCACAGAGCUUAUACAAUAUGAUGGGUGAAGCAUACAUGCGAUUAAGUAGGCUCCCUGAAGCAGAGCAUUGGUACAUGGAAUCAUUGAGAUCCAAGACUGACCACAUCCCUGCUCAUCUCACUUAUGGAAAGCUGCUAGCUCUAACUGGUCGUAAGAGUGAGGCUGAAAAAUUCUUCUUGAAGGCUAUUGAGCUGGAUCCCACCAAAGGAAACUGUUACAUGCAUUAUGGUCAGUUUCUUCUGGAAGAAUCUCGCCUCAUAGAAGCGGCUGAAAUGGCAAAAAAAGCAGCUGAACUGGACAGCAUGGAAUUUGAUGUGGUCUUCAAUGCUGCCCACAUGCUCAGACAGGCUAGCCUCAAUGAAGCAGCUGAGAAGUAUUAUGAUCUGGCAGCCAGGCUGAGGCCUAAUUAUCCAGCUGCUCUGAUGAACCUGGGAGCGAUUCUGCACCUCAACGGCCGGCUCCAGAAGGCUGAGGCCAACUACCUGCGGGCUCUGCAGCUCAAGCCUGAUGAUGUCAUCACGCAGUCAAAUCUCCGCAAACUCUGGAACAUCAUGGAGAAACAAGGCUUAAAGACUUCCAAGACCUGACACAGGAGGGCAGUGCCUCACCCUCCGUGAUUCACUAGCGAGCAGAACUUCCCAGCAGUGCUAUGGCAAGAGCUGAUUGGACUCCAAGAUGCUGGCAGAGGUCACUGAGGUCACUCCCUGCCACCUCUUGGAGUAUCCACUUGACUGUUGGCACAGCCGUUAUUAACACCAAAAAGGGGAACAUGGGAAACCUCCGGAGAGGCUGGAAUUGUUGCCCACAGAACUGUAAACCAGAGCACUUAAAAAAAAAAAAACAGGAUCUUUCGGCGUUUUUAAAGGGUGGGGGAGGAGUCUAAGUUACACAGGUUAUUCAUUUUGGAAAGAGAAAUGAGAAAACUGUUUUGUUCCUUAAACACUGUGAGAGGAAGUCGGGGUCUCCAGCAGCCAGGGUAAACUAUCAAGGUCAAGUGUUCAUUGGGAGUGAUCCAAGUGUGGCGUGGAUUGCAGUGGAGCUGGCCGGUUGUCCUGACGCUGCUGUCUUUCCUCCCUGGGACAGCCUGCUUAUCAAUUUCUGAAACGCAGAAACAAUUUUUUCCCCCUUUCUUUUCGUACUGUGUCAUGAUCUGUUAGAAUCUACUGUUGUUUCCUGACUAGCACAUAUCAUGUCUUCUGAUUUGGAAAUCGCAGUUUUCGCUCUUUGAACAUGCUUUCCUUUUUCCAUGUUUGAAAAAAGAUAUUAGAGCAAAGCACACUUCAACCUGGUGUUCUGUGAAGGGUUGGGGAAGCCUUGCAUGUAUCAGGCAGGUGUUUUUCAUAUUAUUGUCACCGAUAUUUUCCCCACGCUGCCUAGAAGCAUUCAUUGUAUUAAUCCUUGUUUUUUUGAUGUUGCCUUUAAAAAUGACUGUUCCUGGCUAAUUAAGGAUUUAAACAAAAGGAAAUUAAACAUGUUUAUUUCGAAUAACCAGAAACUGUUAAACAAAAAGGGAGGUGCCUUGUGCUUCCCAGAUGUUGCUGGUUAAAUUAUCAAGUGCGUGUAAAGCAGUAUAUAAUAAUGGUUGCCAAUGAUUUUAUAUUUUGGAAAGAGUGUGGAAUACUAAUCACUUUCUACUAGAGACAUAAAUAGCAAUACUGAUAAUUUUUAAGGAAUUAUUUUUAUUGUAUUUUGCUUUUCCCAAAGGAUAUCAAAAUGACUUACUUUAAGCUAUAAUGGUGUAUAGCAUUAGCCUGCAUUGCUAGAUCCUCUCCUAAGUGCUUUUCAUAAUUGAAAAUUAUUUUUCACUAGGUGAUUUGACAUACUAUUUCAUUCCCUGUAGUAACUUUUAAUGAUUAUUUCACAAGUAAAAAACUUUAAUGAAUUGGAGGAAAUAUUACUGAACUUUGCUUUUUUUCCUUGCAGUGAAACUCUUCUACUAAAAACUUUGCAAACAGCAUCUAUCUAUCAAAUUUGUAGAGAAAGUAGUAUGCAGUACCCUACAUAUUUAUUUAUUUAUUAUUAUACCAUAGCAAAAUAACAAAACUUGAUUAAGCCAGUUCUUUGCAACUGAACAUUAGCUUUUUUCUUUCUUUCACACUUUGUAUAUAUGAUCAACAUCUCCAUUAAAGAGUAGCUGGACAUGAAAAUACAUUACAUUAUGUUUUCUCCAUUAUUUUAUGUUUUCCACAUAUCUAAAUAGGUGGGAUAAAGAAUGUAGAGCAGUAUUCGUAUGGCGUUAGUGUUUUUGUGAGAAGGGUAAAUGUAGUGAGAGAGAUCUGUUAAUGUUAUUAUUUAGAAUGCCCUCUUAAUAUGUAUACUAACAUUUCUUCAGAGGGUCAAAAGUUAAAUUAUAACUAAAUCACAGCAGAAUACCGUUUAUCAUUAAAAACAACAAAUCAGUGUCAAAUCAAAAGAAGGUGGUGAAGUGUGUUUUUCAUCUACUGCAUUGGCAAUUGCAAAAAAUGCAAUUUAAUAUAAGGGUAUAAGAAAUUACUUAUGAAUUCAAUGUCUAACAUUUUAAUUUAUUUAAAUAGUUAAUGACCUAUUAUGACUUCCAAGUCUUAACAUUUUAUUCUUUAUUUUUAUGGUUUUUCCUUUCAAACACUUGGUUCUUAAUAAUUUCACUGAUGGCACAGUAGAUGCACUUCAUGUUGACCCAGUUCUCAAGUAGCAUUAAUAAUUGGCCUGCAUCGUAAAAUGCAUGGAUAUUUAAUAACUAAAUGUCCCUGAUACCUUUCACUACAGGGCUGGGCUUAGUUACUGACCAUUUUGGUGGGAGGGCUGGGAGGGACUUUAGAACCUGGUUAAAAAAUGUCGCCGCUCAGGGAUUUAUGGUGGAUUAUUGCAGACAGUGCUAAAAAAUAAAUAGAGCACAAGACAAGUUUACUAAAUUAAAAUUUUAUUUUUUGAGAAAUUGUUAUUUGUAUAAAUUAUCAAGAUUUGUAGGCUUUGCUUUUGUAGAAAUAAUUGUUUUAUGUGCCAGAGAAUUUCAAUUUUGUUUUCAACAAUAAAACAUUGAUAACAAA
Molecule: messenger RNA, 5063 nt
Organism: Sorex fumeus (smoky shrew)
Lineage: Eukaryota; Metazoa; Chordata; Mammalia; Eulipotyphla; Soricidae
Gene: TMTC2
Product: transmembrane O-mannosyltransferase targeting cadherins 2
Exons: 12
Coding region: 114-2624 (836 amino acids)
Biological process (GO): protein O-linked glycosylation via mannose
Cellular component (GO): endoplasmic reticulum membrane
Molecular function (GO): protein binding; mannosyltransferase activity
Source: RefSeq, a predicted model, not a curated record